This is a messenger RNA of Pangasianodon hypophthalmus (striped catfish), 1475 nucleotides long. Its product is annotated as microfibril-associated glycoprotein 4. The transcript is spliced from 6 exons. The coding region runs from base 153 to 920 and encodes 255 amino acids. Lineage: Eukaryota; Metazoa; Chordata; Actinopteri; Siluriformes; Pangasiidae. The record is from RefSeq and is a predicted model, not a curated record. Gene Ontology annotation, biological process: elastic fiber assembly.
UUCAGCAGGGUUUAAAAGUAUGGGAGGAUGAACAUCUGCAAAAGAGAUGAGAAGAGAUUAGAGAGAAGCACCUAAGGUGUCUAGGGUCAAACCCACAAUCUCUGCUUUAGAAUCGAGGCAUCGUUUUCUUGAAAAAGUUAAAGGAGACUAAAAUGAUUGGCAUGGUGUGUUCAGUGUUUUCAGUGUUGUGUGUUCUCCCCCUGCUGGUUGGGAGCACUCCUAUUUCUCAAGAUCUGUUUCCGACUGACUGCUCUGAUGUCUACGCUAAUGGACAUAGACUCAGUGGUGUGUACACCAUCUACCCUACAGCAGACACACCUGUACAGGUGUACUGUGACAUGGGAUGUGGGGAAAGCAAAACAGAAGUUGGGAAUUGGACGGUAUGUUUAGAUGUGUUUCAGAGGAGAAUGGACGGCACUGUGAAUUUCUACAGACCAUGGGAACACUAUAAGAAAGGGUUUGGAAACAAGCAUGGAGAAUACUGGCUAGGAUUAGAACACAUCUACCAGCUCACACAUAAGAGGAAAUACGAGCUGAAAGUGGACCUGCAGGACUUCGCCGGGGUGUCGGUUUAUGCUCGAUAUUCUUCUUUCUCUAUAGAUUCUGAAGCUGACGGCUACACACUCCACAUUAGUGGUUUCAUCAAUGGAGGUGCAGGUGAUUCUCUGGCUACAAACAACGGACAGAAAUUCUCCACCUUUGAUAAAGACCAGGACUCGUAUGCAGGGGGAAACUGUGCUAAAUCCUACCUCGGGGCUUUUUGGUACAGUCAGUGCCACCAUGCGAACCCUAACGGGAUAUACCUGUGGGGACAGGACGGCACUCAUUACGCCAUCGGAAAUGUGUGGUACCAUUGGAAAGCCUAUGAUUAUGGUCUCAAAUACAUCACCAUGAAGAUCAGACCUGUGUCUGUAGCAUAGUGAUGAAUUUCUCUUUAUAACAUUCUUGUUGUUGAUGAUGGUGGAGGUGGACAUGGUGGUGGUGUUGGAGGAGGUGGUGUUGAAGUGGAGGUGGAAGUGUUGGUGUUGGAGGUGAUGGUGGUGGUGUUGGUGGUGGUUUCUGUCUCUCUCUCUCUCUCACACCCACAUGCACACACACACACACACACACACACACAUCCCAGAAACAGAAGACAAUAACACACACCAAAGAGGAGGCCCUGCAGCACAUCCACAUUGAGUUCAUAUGCUCACUACAUAGGGUAUAGCAUAAUCUGUAGUGCACCAGAUAUCCAACAGAAUGGCAAUUGAGCCACAACCACAGAAAAGAAAUUACUUCAAUAAAAAAAUAUUUUUUAAGUCGAGAUUUUAAAACACUGAUCCACAAUUACAAAAUGUAAACAACAUUUCUUGAUCCCGGUCUCUUUUCCUGUACUGAGACGUUUAGCCAGAAGAUAAGGGUUUCAAGAAACCCAAGAAAUGGGUUUCAAUCAACUUUCGUUUUGCAUUUAAAAAUAAAACACAAGAUCUUAAACA